CAGUGUUUGUGAUGUGCUCAGAUACUGUGGUGAUAAACCUAUAAGAAAUCAAUCCCCUUACUUCUCCUGCUGAACAAGAACUGUCUGCUUUGCCUGGCUACCUUCCUCUGUCCUGAUCCUGCACCUAGAUACUAGGCUAGAAUCCUCCCUGUUCUCCUUGCCCGCUUUUGAAUUCUGCAACUCAAGUAAAUUCCUCCAUCUCUGCUAAACUUGGGCACUGGAGUUUAUUCUUCCACACUCCUGGCCACUUGAUUACAUCCUCUCUAAAAUCACUCUUCCAGUAUUGAUAGUGAUGAACUUCUUCACUGAAUCCAACUCUCAUAGACUGCUAGUCUUUUCUUCCUACGCAGCCAUUGGGGGGAGAGUUGGUGGACACAUUCUAUAUGCUGAAUAUAUAUUGUUAUUAAUUGCCAGUAUUUCAGGUACUCAUUAAUGAGUGAAGGAUCAAAAGGUGGGACGGUGGCCAAGAAGCAAUGGAGAAUAAAAGCUUAGAAGGCUCGCCAUCAGAUCUAAAGUUAGUGGCUCAUCCAAGAGCAAAGAGUAAAGUAUGGAAGUACUUUGGGUUUGAUACCAAUGCAGAAGGAUGCAUAUUACAGUGGAAGAAAAUCUAUUGCCGCAUCUGCAUGGCCCAAAUUGCCUAUUCAGGAAACACGUCCAACCUUUCAUACCACCUUGAGAAAAAUCAUCCUGAUGAGUUCUGUGAAUUUGUGAAAAGUAACACUGAGCAAAUGAGGGAAGCGUUUGCUACUGCAUUUUCAAAACUGAAGCCAGAAUCAUCACAGCAGGUUGUUCAAGACACUUUAAUUAUGAAGACCAGCCACAAUUAUGAAAACAAAAAGCAUCAAGAAUUGACUGCUGCUGUGAUUAGCCUAAUUUGUGAGGGCAUGUAUCCUUCCUCCAUUGUUGAUGAACCCACAUUCAAGGCACUUUUGAGAACAGCAGAUCCUAGAUAUGAACUUCCUAGCAGGAAAUAUUUCUGCACAAAAGCAAUUCCUGAAAAAUACAAUGCUAUUAGAGAAAUUGUGUUAAAAGAACUUACUGAAAUUCUAUGGUGUGGCAUAUCCACUGAUAUGUGGAGAAGUGAAAACCAGAAUAGAUCGUAUGUAACACUUGCAGUUCAUUUUCUGAACAGUAGCCCUUCUAACUGUCUGGCUGUUAACUCCCGGUGUUUAAAAACAUUUGAAGUGCCAGAGGAAAAUACUGCAGAAACUAUUACACGAGUCCUCUAUGAAAUCUUUAUUGAAUGGGGGAUCAAUACAAAAGUCUUUGGUGCUACAACAGAUUAUGGUAAAGACAUUGUGAAAGCUUGCUCUCUCCUAGAUAUUCCAGUACAAAUGCCUUGUUUGGGGCAGACUUUUAAUGCAGGAAUACAACAAGCUUUUCAGCUUCCAAAACUGUGCAGCCUCCUUGCCAGGUGCCGAAAACUGGUGGAAUAUUUUCAGCAAUCCACAGUCGCAAUGUACAUGUUAAGUGAGAAGCAGAAGCAACAAAAUAUUCUCCACUGUAUGCUUGUAAGUGAUCGUGUUUCCUGGUGGGGAAGCACACUUGCCAUGUUGCAACGUCUUAAGGAACAGCAGUUUGUAAUUGCAGCAGUUCUUGUGGAGGACAGCAAUAACCACCAUCUGAUGCUGGAAGCCAGUGAAUGGAAUACAAUUGAAGGCCUGGUGGACCUACUUCAACCCUUUAAACAGGUUGCUGAGAUGAUGUCUGCUUCAAAAUAUCCAACAAUAAGUAUGGUGAAACCCCUCCUCCACAUGCUUCUAAAUACCACAUUGAACAUCAAAGAGAAUGAUUUGAAAGAAAUUAGCAUGGCCAAGGAAGUGAUAGCCAAAGAGUUAUCAACAACAUACCAGCAUACACCUGAGAUAGACAUGUUUCUCAAUGUUGCAACUUUUCUGGACCCUAGGUACAAAAAACUACCUUUCCUUUCAGCAUUUGAACGGCAACAGGUAGAAAACAGAGUGGUGGAGGAAGCAAAAAGCCUUUUGGAAAAAGUAAAAGAAAACACUUUCAGGCCUGAAGAAAAGUUCUUUACAGUGUCAGAAGAGCCACCUGUGAAAAAAAUAAUCAUCUCCUCUACUCCUCCCCCUACCAGCGCAAUCAAUAACAUGCUUGCGGAAAUCUUUUGCCAAACAGGAGGGGUGGAAGACCAAGAGGAAUGGCAUGCUCAGAUUGUUGAGGAAUUGAGCAACUUUAAGUCACAAAAGGUUCUUGGUCUAAAUGAAGACCCACUUAAGUGGUGGUCUGACAGACUAGCAUUAUUUCCUGUUUUACCAAAGGUACUUCAGAAAUAUUGGUGUAUUCUAGCCACAAGAAUCUUCCCUGAACGCCUUUUUGGUUCCUCUGCUAAUGUUGUAAGUGCUAAGAGAAAUCGGUUAGCCCCAGCUCAUGUUGAUGAGCAGAUCUUUUUGUACGAAAACACUCGCAAUGUGUCUGAAGCAGAACCUGAAGAUGAGGAUGAAGGCGAGUGGGGCUUGGAACAGGAACAGAUUUUUAAUUUAAAUGACACAGUAAAUGUAAGCAGCAAUUUCUUUAAUAUCCGAGACAGUGGGUUCAUUUAACAGGAAUACUAUGGUACAUUAAAUAACAAAGAAAAGGUAUUUGUCUUAAGUUACCAAAAUUGUUCUGUUUGAUGCUAUGAAUACUGUAAAUACUGAACAAGCGUAAAGACUUGGUUUAAGCUUUUAUUGUAUAUGUCUUGCCCACUAUCUUAAAACAUGAAUAAUGUGUGAUUAUAUAGCACUGAAAUGAACAAGGAAGUAAUUCUGCAAAGACCAUAACUCCUGACUCUGGCCCCAAUUUCAGGAAAGCACUUAUGGAUGUGUUUAGUUCCUGUGUACUUCAGUGGGACUUGAAUGUGCUUAAGUGCUUUCUGUAAUAGGAAUGUGUUCUGAAUUUGGACCCUAAACAGAGAAGUUUUAAAGAUGUACAAAUCCACUUCUGAAGCCAACAUGGGUUAGGAUUUCAAAGUUUAAAUUCCUAAAUUUAAAGUUGAUUUAAAAAUCCGUAAGUCAGAUCUUCAGAGACUCUUACAAAAAUAUUAGGAAGAAACUAGACAAUAAAUAACUUUGAACCUGAUUUUGUCACUACCUCAUACUUUUGGCCUCGUCUACACUGCAAGUUCUACUGGUAUAACUACAUCAAUUAGGGAUGUGAUUUUUGUAUUGACAUACAGGUAUAGGCUCUAGUGUGGAUGCAAUUAUACCGAUAUAGAUUUUUUGCUUCCCAAACCCAAUAAGCUAUAUUGGUAUAAGCACUUUUAUGCCAGUAUAACUGCAUCCACACCGAGGGACAUUUUGUCACUUAGUCAUAUUAGUAUAGUUAAAGUGGUAAAACUUUCUAGUGUAGACAAGCCCUGAUGUCACCCUUACAUUUAUACUAAGUAGAUGGAAAUCACAAUCACAUCAGAAUUGUGGCAUUUUACACUCACUUCGUGUGACUCUAAGUCAAUGGUUCUCAAACUUUUGUACUGGGGACCCCUUUCACACAGCAAGCCUCUGAGUGCGACCCUCCUUGUAAAUUAAAAACUCUUCAAAAAGUAUUUUACACCAAUAUAAAUGCUGAAGGCAAAGCAGGAUUUGGAGUGGAGGCUGACAGCUCAAACUCUCCAUGAAAUAAACUUGUGUCUCCCUGAGAGGUCACAAUCCCCAGUUUGAGAACACCUGGUCUAAGUGGUGGCUGCACAAGGUGUAAAGCAGCAAAGAAUCAGGCCCCUGAAGAAUGGGGGAAGUAGGGAGAUUGGAAAAUGGCAAGGAUCAUAGUUGUUUUUAUUUGUUUUUAUACAAAUUGUUUUAAUGGACUUUGACCAGGGGAUUAGAAAGAUCUUUGGUAGAAAAAGCCUUUCAAAAAAGUAAGCUUUAAUUUUUUGUAAAUGUAUUUAAGCAGGGAAAACAACCCUCAUACAAGUUGUUAGACUUUGAUAAUGUUUCUUGUUAUGUCAGCACUUAAAACUUCCUUUUCCCCUUCUUCCCUUUAGAGUCAGUUUGUAGAGGGCUUUGGUCUGGCCCACCUCAAUACUAGUUCUGAUUAAUCAUUAUGUGUACUGCAGUAGCUCCCCCUGUGUCUCUAUGCCUAAAUAUUUUAACUCUUUUUGAGUACUUAGCAAAAUAAAAUAUUAAAAUGCAUCUCUUAGGAAGAGCUGCAUGUCCAAAACAAGUCUAUAGUCCACUUUUUGCCUGAGAGUGGGGAGGCAGCCAGCAUAUUUUGCUUAUGCACAGGGGGACUUUUGGAACUACCAUAUUAUAGGCAAAGUUUUUUUUUCUUUUUUCAUUUCCCAAUUGGAAAUGUUCUGGGAAUAUCGCUCUUACCGAAUAGAAGACAUAUUGUCAUUAGUCUACAACAGAGAUCGGCAACCUUUGGCAUGCCCUGACAGGCCGGGCCGGUUUGUUUACUUGCCGCGUCCACAAGUUCGGCUGAUCGCAGCUCCCACUGGCCGUAGUUCGCUGCUCCGUGCCAAUGGGGGCGGUGGGAAGUGCAGGCCAACACAUCCCGCACCCCGUGCCGCUUCCUGCAGCUACCACUGGCCUGCUGCAUCCAGUGGCAGCCGUGAUCGGCCGAACAUGUGGACGUGG
Gopherus evgoodei (Goodes thornscrub tortoise) is the source of this 4571-nucleotide messenger RNA. It is a transcript of the gene ZBED1, whose product is annotated as zinc finger BED-type containing 1. NCBI's taxonomy places the organism in Eukaryota, Metazoa, Chordata, Testudines, Testudinidae. Gene Ontology annotation, cellular component: nucleus. The transcript is spliced from 2 exons. Gene Ontology annotation, biological process: regulation of transcription by RNA polymerase II. The record is from RefSeq and is a predicted model, not a curated record. Bases 474 to 2561 code for a protein of 695 amino acids. Gene Ontology annotation, molecular function: protein dimerization activity; DNA binding.